AAAAGCUGAUGGGUUAAGGCACAAGUCUGUCACUGAAACUGUGAGCAGAAAGGCAGCCACUGACUAUGAUGAAGCCGAUAUACCACUUUAGUAUUUCCUUAAUGCUCUGGGCAUUUGGAAGAAAUGAUGGAGGUGAAGCCUGUUCUAGAUUCCCUGAAGAGACCAAUGUAGCACUUACAGGCUAUGCUACACAGUCCUCAGAUUAUCCAGGGACCCCUGCUGGGCCUGCAAUAAAUGCAAUUGAUGGCAAAAGGAACAGUGAGUACUACACAGGAAAGUCUUGUACACACACAAAUUUUCAGUCCAGCCCCUGGUGGAGAGUUGAUUUGCAAACUUCUUAUCUGAUAUCAGCCAUCACUGUUACAGCAAGAGGUGACUGCUGUACAAGUCGACUUGAAGGAGCAGAAAUCCAUGUUGGUAACUCACUGAAAAAUAAUGGUAUAGACAAUCCACUCUGUGCGAAAAUCACUGGCAUAACAUCUGCUGCCCCACAAACCUUCUGCUGCAAUGGGAUGGAAGGCAGAUAUGUCACAAUAGUCAUUCCUGAUAAGUCUGAAUGGCUGACCCUCUGUGAAGUUGAGGUCUAUGCUGUGUCUAGUUGCAAGAAUGAAAUAAAAGGGACCAACAUAGCACUUAAGGGCUAUGCCACACAGUCCUCAGAUUAUAAGGUAGACCCUCCUGGGCCCCCACAAAAUGCAAUUGAUGGCAAGAAGAGCACUGACUACUAUACAGGAAAGUCUUGUACACACACAGAUUUGGAGUCCAGUCCUUGGUGGAGAGUUGAUUUGCUACAGUCUUACCAGAUCUCAGAGGUCAUUGUUACAGGAAGAGGUGACUGCUGUGCAAGUCGACUUGAGGGAGCAGAAAUUCGAGUUGGAAACUCACUGAAAAAUAAUGGGAUAAACAAUGCACUGUAAGUUUGUACAGGCUCCACAAAUUUCCAAAAAUCAAAAGUGUAUUUAUGUAUGCGUUUGUUU
Messenger RNA from Protopterus annectens (West African lungfish), 977 nucleotides. RefSeq names its product fucolectin-4-like. Bases 66 to 917 code for a protein of 283 amino acids. The transcript is spliced from 5 exons. The record is from RefSeq and is a predicted model, not a curated record. Lineage: Eukaryota; Metazoa; Chordata; Ceratodontiformes; Protopteridae.